Molecule: messenger RNA, 1026 nt
Organism: Melitaea cinxia (Glanville fritillary)
Lineage: Eukaryota; Metazoa; Arthropoda; Insecta; Lepidoptera; Nymphalidae
Gene: fest
Exons: 8
Coding region: 1-1026 (341 amino acids)
Source: RefSeq, a predicted model, not a curated record
AUGGCCAACUCGGAUUAUAGGAAGGACGUAAUGCCAGUGCGACCGAGGAGUGUUUACACAGCACAUUCUUAUAAUCAGGAGGAGUCGAGUCUAUCGACAUUCCAAGAUUACAGUAAAUUUCUGGAAGGUGGCCUCGGUCAAGCUGAGUUGGUGGGUGCGUCGGGUUGGCAACCUCCUUGGAGGGCUCCCCUUCAGCGCAAGGCGCCUUUCUAUCCGGGCGAUGAUAUCUUUCAUGCUGAUACUUGGCGAGAAUUGGAGGUAACGGAUGGAAUGGGAGGAGCGACCUAUAAUGUUUCUGUGACUCCGCACGGCACUGUCUGCAUGCGGUUAAGAGAUCGAGUAAAGGUCGAUAUGACCAUCGACGGGGCAGUGCGUUUGACCAACGCCAAGAAUAAUAUAAUUCUCGCGCUGUCUCGUUCCGGGGCCUCGGCCGCGCUCAUCCACCCCAACGGUCGCGUCUAUCAGUACGGAUCGAGAGUUGAAAUCCAGGCUCGACAUCAACAAGGGAACAAUAAGUACGCUAAGAUGUGGUACAAAGGAGUGUCAUUCACAGCAGAACAGUGCGCGUUAGUUUAUUUAGUAGACGCCGCAGGGACACGCACUACUACUGACACCUUCCUCGACAUGAGUCAGGAUUUCACGCUCAACGUUUUCUACAAUGAGUCUCGUCACGGUCCGUCGUAUGUGAACGAGGCGCUGUCUCUCCUGCAAGCCGUGCAGUACUGGCUCACGGACGACGGUACCGAUAACUGGAUCAUUAACAACGUCCGCGUCAGCCAAACCUCUGACGGCUUAGUUAGGGUUCACCGCUGUAGCCACAAGUACCAGCUGCGAACGAGUCCAAGCAACGGCUCGGCGUCCAUCACCAGCCCUUUCCUACAUUGCACCGCUUCGCUUGGACAGACACAGCAUCUCUUCGUACGGCGCGGGGAAAGGCGCAUGCACUUUGAUGGGAACUCCUUUAUAGUUCGUAACGCGGGACACUCUGCGGGCUUCGACGACAAGAACCAACUGAAGGUCUACUGA